UCGAGCAAAACACUUGUGGAUCAUUUCAUUUUCUUGAAGAAGUCUUUGAUUGUGCAGACUGAGAGGAUGUGGAGGAGACGGGCUCAGAUUCUGGGCCUGCUGCUCUGCACUCUGGGCUUGGGUUUGGUGGUGAGCACACUGGCAAUGGACCACUGGAGAUCAGCUCAACUGGAAGGUGAAGUGGGUAAAUCCUCCGUGGUAGUGACGGCAUGGUACUGGUCAGACCUGUGGAGGGACUGCUAUGAAGACUCUAGCGCUCUGGUGAACUGUGUAGACUUGGGGGUGAUGUGGACGGUCAAAUCAUACAUCCAGGCAGUCAGAGGUCUCCUCAUGAUCGGCAUCUCCCUCGGCCUCUUUGGCACCGUGCUCGUGUUUUUCGGCCUGGAGUGCACACGCAUUGGUGGAGAGCAGAGAAGUAAGGACAGGCUGUUAAUGACGGCAUCUGCUUUCCAACUUCUCGGCUGUGUGUCAGACCUGGCGGCUUAUUGUUUGUACAUAAACAGAGUGGUUGUGGCAUAUUUACACAGCAAAGCAGAUCCGUCAAAAAUGAGUGUAACUGUUCUCCUCAGCUAUGAAAUUGGACCACCACUAUAUCUGGGUCUGGUGGCGACUUUCCUUAUUUUCCUUGGCUGUAUUACUCACUGUGCAACAGUUUACAGAAGAGAACACCCACAAAGCAGACGUCCAAUGUUUCCUGUAGAAGAACAAGAGUUUCGAGGAAGAAAACACAUACAUGGCCACAAAAACAGGUCCAGUGUUUCCCAGAGUGCACCUGCCUACAAGAUGACUUCUGUUGUGAUUGUGUGAUACAAAAGGUUGAUUUGAUUAAACAUGAUUUUGUUUGGAACUUCUCAUUUUUGGUGGCUCAUCUUAUGCACUUGAACCUCCACUAUUGUACCAGAUGAUUGCGCACAAAAACAGACAAUCAAGACAUCAACAAUAAAAACUAGCUCCU
Molecule: messenger RNA, 955 nt
Organism: Solea senegalensis (Senegalese sole)
Lineage: Eukaryota; Metazoa; Chordata; Actinopteri; Pleuronectiformes; Soleidae
Product: claudin-10-like
Exons: 7
Coding region: 67-807 (246 amino acids)
Biological process (GO): cell adhesion; bicellular tight junction assembly
Cellular component (GO): plasma membrane; bicellular tight junction
Molecular function (GO): structural molecule activity
Source: RefSeq, a predicted model, not a curated record